AUGGCCCGAAGAACUCAACGGACCAAGCCACCCGAGGAUGUGACUGAUCACGCACCAUCAUUCGACUGGGAAUUGGCUACCCGGACUGGACUUGCUGUAUUGAUCCAGGAAUUUUUGCAAUACACGCACUCGGACGCGAGUGGUGUGGACUUGUUCGUGUGUCAGGGAUGGGCACGUUUGUUUAGGAUCCAGGAGCCUGUUUAUCGGGAAUUUUUGCUGGAGUUUUACGCUACCGUUUCCUAUGAUCCUAGGAAGGCACCCGAUGACGGGACAACCUUUGCCUUCAGACUGGGGGGAGUGAGCCGGGAAUGCAGCGUGAUAGAGCUUGCGAUUCGAGUGGGUAUUUACAUAGCCGAUGAGAUGAGGAGUGUCCACUUCUCGGCAUUCCUUGCUGAUUGUCUUACGGAGCGGCCAAAUGAUUAUAACGAAAACACUUUUUGGGCCGAGAUUACAGGGGGAGUUUAUACACCAUCGACCGCACGAGGAAGGAUGAUUCGGUCUACUACCUACAGACUGCUGCACCGUUUGAUUUCUAUGUCUCUCACGCACCACAAGAAUAGUGAGAGAGUGCCUUCGACAGACUUAUAUUUCCUAUGA
This is a messenger RNA of Lactuca saligna, 597 nucleotides long. The record is from the annotation of a GenBank genome assembly. Lineage: Eukaryota; Viridiplantae; Streptophyta; Magnoliopsida; Asterales; Asteraceae.